AUGUAUCAAGCCAUUGGUUGCAUAGGUAUUCACCUGUACACUGUCGCCGGAGAUACGUACAUCGAAUGUCUGUCGGACAGUAGUGUCUUUGUGCAGUCGAGGCUGUGUAGUGAGACCCACGGCUUCCACCCGACCACAGUUGUAAAGAUUCCACCAGCCUGCUCUCUCAGAGUGUUCAGUAACCGAGAGUUUGCGCGCAUCCUACACCUCACGGUUCCGCGGGGCGUGGAAGCUGUCUACGACAUCGUCAAGAUGUGUACCAUCCGUCUGAGCUUCGUCAAAGGCUGGGGUGCUGAAUACCAUCGGCAGGACGUCACUUCAACACCAUGUUGGAUUGAGGUUCACCUAAGGGGACCGCUCUUUUGGCUGGACCGGGUGCUACGUCAGAUGGGCCCGUCCCCGAAUCCUGUUUCUUCGGUGUCCUGA
Messenger RNA from Dibothriocephalus latus, 426 nucleotides. Lineage: Eukaryota; Metazoa; Platyhelminthes; Cestoda; Diphyllobothriidea; Diphyllobothriidae. The record is from the annotation of a GenBank genome assembly.